This is a messenger RNA of Oryza sativa Japonica Group (Japanese rice), 942 nucleotides long. Its product is annotated as alpha-amylase/trypsin inhibitor. NCBI's taxonomy places the organism in Eukaryota, Viridiplantae, Streptophyta, Magnoliopsida, Poales, Poaceae. Gene Ontology annotation, cellular component: extracellular region. Gene Ontology annotation, biological process: defense response; protein phosphorylation. Gene Ontology annotation, molecular function: ATP binding; protein kinase activity. The record is from RefSeq and is a predicted model, not a curated record.
GUGUUAAUUACAGCUAAAAAACUUUCUAAUCCAAAGGCAACCGAACCAUGAAUCCAUGACACAAAUGGCGGCAGUGUCUACUUGUUGCACUCACCAUCUCCUACCUCUACUCCUCCUCGCUGCCAUAGUCGCCACCACCACCACCAACCACGCCGCCGCCGCCGCCACGUUGAACAUCACCAACCUAUGCCCCUUCACCGUGUGGCCGGCCGCCGUGCCGGUGGGCGGCGGCAGGCGGCUCGACCCGGGCACGUCGUGGGCGCUCGACGUGCCCGCCGGCGCCGCCCCGGGCCGCGUGUGGGCGCGCACGGGCUGCACCUUCGACGCCACCGGCGCCAACGGGACGUGCCUGACGGGCGACUGCGGCGGCGCGCUGUCGUGCACGGGCUACGGCGAGCCGCCGCAGACGCUCGCCGAGUUCUCGCUCGGCCAGGCCGACGGCCAGGACCUCUUCGACAUCUCCCUCGUCGACGGCUUCAACGUGCCCAUGGACUUCCUCCCGGCGCCGCCGCCGGAUCAGUCACCGCCGUGCAGCAAGGGGCCACGGUGUCCGGCCAACGUCACGGCACAGUGCCCCGGCGAGCUCAGAGCUCAUGGAGGCUGCAACAGCGCGUGCAGAGUGUUCAAGCAGGACAAAUACUGCUGCACUGGCAACGGGACGAACACCUGCGAACCCACCACCUACUCGCUGCCAUUUGUGAGGAUGUGCCCGGACGCCUAUAGCUACUCCAGGAACGAUGCAUCCAGCCCAGGGUUCACUUGCCCGUCAGACAAGGAAAAAAGGUUAUUGCCGGGAUCAUCAUAGCUUCUGUAAUCGGCUCCACUUCAGUACUCACCAUGGUUAUGGCUUACACCAGCAUCAAGCGAAGAACACGACGGCGCCGGGAGAUACGUGAAGAGGAGCAGGAGCUUGAGGAGAUAACCCUUCAAGGAAUGCCAAGG